UAGAGGUGAAUUGCCGACUGAGGAAUAAGAUGCCUCGCUCAACAACGAACCCAAGAAUCGCAACCAAACCACAGACCAACCUCCGAUCAAAAUCCGGUCAAUCCUUCGAUCAAAACGCCGAAGAACGCAGAAACAAAUCUAUCACCAAUUUUCAGAUUCUUGCAAUUAACAUGAAAUUGCUCAAAAAUCUUCAAGAAACCCUAUAAUUUGGGGAAAAACUCAAGAAUCAAAAAUCAUUUAACACCAAAAACUAUUAAUUAGACCACCUCAAAAGGAGAAAGGUUAACAACACGAUCCGACGAGCUUUACCUACGGCAGAUGAAAUCCUUGCAAUUCGACGGCGAAUUAGGCUCGCCGGUGACCAGAGAGAGGAGAUCGGCCGCCGAGAGGAGGAAGAACAGGGGAGAGGAGAGAGAAAUAGUAGAAGAUGAUUUUUUUGUAGUUUAUGUCCUUCACUAUGGGUAAAAUGGUAAAACAUAGCUAACGGAGGACUAACGUCCGUUAAGUCUAAGUGUAUUUGGUGAACAAUAUGGAUAAAUAGGGGUAUAUUAUGUGAUUCGAAACACGCGAGGGUAUUUGAUGCAUUAUUGCAAACCUCAUGGGCAUUUCAUGAAAAAACCGAUUAUAAUAACGUCCACUAUUAUUAGAGACUUGAAUAAGAACUCAACCCCAUAUGCCCUGUAAGUCGGGAGCUGAUACAGUUACACUGGGUGUAACUGGGGCCCAGGUACACUGCAAGCUUGUUGGUCCAAGUAGGCAAAGAGGAAUUCAGUUUUAGGGGGAAAAGCAAUUGGUUUUAGGGGGAAAAUUUUUCACUGAUUGCGCCAUUUAGGGAUGCUAAGCGGGAAAUAAUGCGCCCUUUGCUUCCCCUAAUUUUAUCCCGCCCAUAUAUCAAAGUAAUUAAAAAAAAAAAAAACCAUAAUAUACCAAUUUCAAAAACCCAACGGUAAGAUUUUAAUACCCUAAAUCACUCUUAAAAAAAAUUAGGCAAAGCUGGACUCAUGUUAUCUAGCUUGCCACAAAUAAAAACACAAAGGAGAGUUUUUAGCAGAACUGUAGAACUGCUACAUGGUGAUUCAGCUUCGAAAUUCAGCUUCGAGAUCCCGCAUCGAAGAUAAUUGAUAUACGUGGGAGUUCUGUAUGGCUUGGGUAGACCUAAACGAAAGUGUCCCUGAUCUGAAUGAAAAUGUUCCUGAAAGCUCACAAUAUAGAUUAAUAACUGAUGGACAAGAAGUUAUCGUUAACCCCCCUAGUGUAGGGAUGUGUUUUACAACGGGCCAUGAGUUUUUCGAAUUUUGUCAGUUGUAUGCCUUCAAAGAAGGAUUUGAGAUGUUUAUCAAAAGUAAUAAGCUGAAAAAAGAGUACAAAGAAAGCGGAGUAUCUAAGUCUGGUGUGGGAAAGUAUGAGGCAAAGCCUCAUAUGAUGGAACUUAUUAGAUUAAAAUGCAAGAAGGGAGGGGUGAAAAAAGGUGUUGGGUCUAAUGUGACCGGUUGUAAGAUGAAUAUUUACGGUGUAAGUAGAGAUGGGCUAUUUACUAUAUUGACUUGUGACUUGCAACACAAUCAUCCUUUAAAUCCUGACUGUAGUAGACUGAUGGUUAAUUAUAGAUGUAUAGACGGUACUACAUUUAAGAGGGCGAUGAUCAAUGACAUGGGUGGUGUUAGCAUAAGUAAGAACUUUGGUACGCAUCUAAUUGAAAAGGGAGGUUAUGAAAAUAUUACAUUUAAUAAUAGAGACUUGAGGAACGCAAUCAACGUCGAACGUCGUUCAUCAAGAUUUAGUGCUGCGGAUGCCGCAGGACUCGAUGCUUACUUUAAGGCACAACGUGAUUUGCAUCCCGAGUUUUAUAGCUCAAUACAAGUAGAUGAUGAUGGUGUUUUUACGAAUGCAUUUUGGUCGGAUGCACGUAGUAGGGGUACAUGCAAAUAUUUUGGGGAUGUUAUUACUUUUGAUACUACUUUCGCAUGCAACCGGUAUCGGAUUCCAUUUGCUCCAUUCAUUGGUGUAAACCAUCAUGGCAAAUCAAUUAUAUUUGCUACGGCCUUAAUUUCCCAUGAAAAUACUCCCUCAUUUGUUUGGGUAUUUGAAGAAUUCCUGAAGUGUAUGGGGAAGGCACCACUAGGCAUCUUAACCGACCAAGACAAAGCAAUUUGUAGAGCAAUUGAGCUAGUCUUCCCGGGCGUCCGUCACAGACUAUGUUUGUGGCACAUGCUCCAGAAUGCUAGUAAGAACCUAGGUAGUCUCAGUGAUUGGAAGAAAAUAGACACCCUGAUCAGAACUGCAAUACAUGAUCUGAUUGAUCCAGAUGAGUUCGAUGAAGCUUGGUGUCAUGUGAUGGAUGAGUACGGUUUAAGGGGUCCUGGGUGGAUGAAGGACGCGUAUGAUAACAGGCGUCAGUGGGCUCCGGCAUAUAAUAGAGGAAAGUUUUGGGCAGGUAUGUCUUCUACACAAAGGAGUGAGGGUAUGAAUAGAUUUUUUAAAACUCACGAAGAGAAACAGGAUAAUUUUGAUAACAUUGAUAAGCCUGCUAAGAUUGAUGUUGAUAAGAGUGUUUUAGUUGAGUAUGUAUUGGUUAAGACGUACACUAGUGAGAAGUUUGCUGAGGUUGUUAAAGAGCGUAGAGGAUUGACACACACAAAUGUCACGAAAACCUCAUGUCAUGGAUCAGUGGUGUUGUAUAGAGCUGAUGAAAAACUAACCUCACCGUUUUGGCGGAAAAGGUUUAAAAGUUUUGAUGUUAGGGUGGAUAAGGAAAAUGACAUAUAA
Spinacia oleracea (spinach) is the source of this 2766-nucleotide messenger RNA. Its product is annotated as protein FAR1-RELATED SEQUENCE 5-like. Bases 1141 to 2766 code for a protein of 541 amino acids. The record is from RefSeq and is a predicted model, not a curated record. The transcript is spliced from 5 exons. NCBI's taxonomy places the organism in Eukaryota, Viridiplantae, Streptophyta, Magnoliopsida, Caryophyllales, Amaranthaceae.